AUGUUGCAUAGAGCAGCAAGAAAUGCAUAUUCAUGGUGGGCUGCUAGCCAUAUAAGGACAAAACAGUCAAAAUGGUUGCAGCAGAAUUUACAAGAUAUAGAGGAGAAGGUUCAUUACAUAUUCAGAAUACUGGAUGAUGAUGGAGACUCCUUUGCAAGAAGGGCAGAAAUGUACUACAGAAACAGGCCUGAGCUUUUGAACUUUGUGGAAGAUUUCUUCAAGAGUUACAAAGCUCUAGCAGAGAGAUUUGAUUACAUCUCAAAAGAGCUUCAGAGUGCUAAUAGAAGCAUUGCCACUAUUUACCCAGAGAGAGUUCAGGUAGACAUGGAUGAUUAUGAAGAUGGUGAAAGUUACCUUGCAGCAGCAGCAGCAGGAGGAGGCAAUGGAGGCCCAGAGAAAGGGAAUAGCGCCCCGAAAGAUUUGCCAGCUCCCCCGAAGAUGAGCAUUCCCGAUGUCGUUUCGAUGGUCACCAAGAAGGGGAAGACGACAUCAAGGUUAAUGUCUAAGAAGGGGCUUCUCAAGUUCAAUGGCCCGGGUGAUCAAGCUGGCGCCAGUCCAGCAGCAUCGGGGCUGAGCAAAGACGAGGCGCUUCAGGAGAUUGAUGCGCUUCAGAAGCAGAUCCUGGCAAUGCAAACCGAGAGGGAGUUUGUGAAAAGUUCAUACGAAAACGGGCUUGCAAAGUACUGGGAUAUCGAGAACCAAGUCACGGAGUUGCAGGCAAGAGUUAGCAGCUUACAGGAUGAGUUCGGGAUAGGCACUUUUAUCGAGGAUGACGAAGCACAAACUCUGAUGGCAUCCACCGCGCUCAAGUCUUGCCAACAGACACUGGAUCAAUUACAAAAACAACAGACACAGGCAGAUGAAGACGCAAAGACUGAGCAUCGCAAGGUGCAAAAUGCAAAGCUCAGAUUUCAGUCUCUCGUGGAACAAUUUGAGGUAUCUCAGCUGGAUAGGCAACAGACACCGCUUGCUGCAGCCAAGGAGAAAUCGCCCGUGGAAAAUUUCGAGGAAUGUCAACUGGAUACGCAGCCUGCUGCAGCCAGGGAGAAAUCGCCCGUGAAGCCAAAUCAGGAGCCGAGCAAAUCAGAGAAUCAGCAAAUGGAGAUUCCUGCAGAAGGAAGGGGCGAUUUGGAGUCAUUAAGCGAAAAGAUUAAAGAAGAGAUGCAACUCAGUACAAGCACUCAUCUUACCAUGUCUGGGCUUGCAGAAAAUGUUGAUGCACUUGUAGAUAAGAUCGUAAAUUUGGAAGGUUUAGUGGUGGCUCAGAAUGCUCAUGUUAACAAAUUGAAAGCCGAGGCCAAUGAACUUCAUGCUCAUCUUCAAACCACGGAAGAGGAGAAGGAGACUUUGCUCAAAGAUUCAGAGAAGAUGAGCAAGAAGAUCAGAGAACUCGAAGAACAGCUUCACGGAGUUCAGAAUCUCAAUCAAACCGUCAACAACCAGAGCAACUACAUUUAUAAGCGCAUUACUGAAGCGAGUGGCAGAGUUGAUGACCUCUCCGGGAAACUACAAAGUGUGUUGCCAGAUGAAGGGGUCAAAGAUACAUCUUCUGACAAAGCUGCAAAUGCUUCAGGUGAAAAAACAGAUUCCAAAACACAGGAGCAGCCAAAUAAAAGAGAAGUAACAGAUAUUGAUAGAUGGUCAUCAGUCUCAGGAGACCAAGAGACAACAAACAACAAGUUUAAGAAAGAUGGAAGUGUUUCAGUUCCAUCCACCGGUCAAACAAAGGGGUUUCAAACGUGUGAAUCCAAAGCCACUGCUCAUAGCGCUUCGGCCAUCUCAGGGGAUGAACCAGUUGAAGAGAAACAAACAAAAGAUGGCAAUAAAGAUCAUGGAAUACCUCAAGAUUUAAGUACACGCGGGGAGCAAGAUGAAUCUGGCACAGAAGAUGUUGAGCCAAACUGGAAAGCGCUAUUUCUAAAUGGUUUGGAUGAGAGAGACAAGCUUCUGCUAGAGGAGUACAUCUCGGUCCUAAGAAAUUACAAGGAAUCGAAGAGGAAGCUUAAUGAAGCAGAGAAAAAAAGGAGGGCUAACCACUUCCAAUAUGUAGUUCAGAUGAAAGUACUGAAAAAUUCUAUUGCCUUAAAGGAUGCAGAGAUCCAAUCUUUGCGGAAAAAACUAAAGCCGCUUCAUGGGGAUCAUGUGGAAACUAUAAAGUCGAACGAAAGCACAACUAAAUCUGGCGUUGAAGCUACAGAUGAAAACACAAGUAAAGCUGACCAUGAGGAUAAGGUUGAAAACAAAAAGUCUAAGCAUGCGCAUAGAAGGACUCUCUCUGAAUUAUUAGAUGUUCCAAUCCCUGAAGAUCCUCCUGCAAAAGAAGAAGCAACAUCUCGAGUAAGUUUGAAGCUGUCCAGCAUUGAAGAGUUUGGAGAUCUUAAGGCAAACAGCGUUGAUGAAAAUCAUGCUUUUUCAACCAUUGAAGAAAAGAUACGCGCAGACAUUGAUGAAUUGGUGGAAGAGAACAUGGAUUUCUGGCUCCGGUUUAGCACCGCCUUCCAUCAGAUAGGGAAGUUUCAAAGUUCAGUCAGAGACUUACAAGACGAACUGGAGAAGAAAAAACCAAGCAAACAGCAACUGGACAAUAAACCACUGGAACAACUCUCAGAGAUCCGCCCUAUAUACAAUCACUUGAAAGAGAUACAGACUGAGUUAACAUUAUGGUUGGAACAUAGUGUAGUGCUGAAAGAUGACUUACAGAACAGGUUGUCGUCUCUUUGCAACCUCCAAGAAGAGAUAACAAGGUAUUCUCAGGAAGUCCCUAAAGAAGAAGAGAAAGAGCUGCUUGCCUGUCAAGCUGCAAAACUACAAGGUGAGAUUCUUAACAUGAAACGUGAGAACAAGAAGGUAGCAAAUGAAUUACAAGCUGGAGAUAAGCGUGUAGAGAAGCUGCAAGAAGAGAUUAAGACGACUAUCCAAGAACUGGACGAAUUUGGGGUAAAAAGAGAGAGCACAAACUUUAAUUCUAGGAUUCCCUUGAGAUCUUUCUUGUUCGGAGUGAAGUUGAAGAAGCAGAGGCAGAGAUCAUCACUCUUUUCAUGUUUAAAGGCACCCGAAGAGCUAAAAGAAUGUGAUCCAACUCUCAAGAUUUUGUAUUUAUACAGCUUCACAUAUGCAGUUAAAGCCAUGCAAGAACCAAUAAGAUGCAUGUGA
This is a messenger RNA of Ipomoea nil (Japanese morning glory), 3153 nucleotides long. Its product is annotated as protein NETWORKED 2A-like. NCBI's taxonomy places the organism in Eukaryota, Viridiplantae, Streptophyta, Magnoliopsida, Solanales, Convolvulaceae. The record is from RefSeq and is a predicted model, not a curated record. The coding region runs from base 1 to 3153 and encodes 1050 amino acids. Gene Ontology annotation, molecular function: actin binding. The transcript is spliced from 4 exons.